Messenger RNA from Aspergillus affinis, 2535 nucleotides. RefSeq lists its product as uncharacterized. Bases 1 to 2535 code for a protein of 844 amino acids. The transcript is spliced from 3 exons. The record is from RefSeq and is a predicted model, not a curated record. NCBI's taxonomy places the organism in Eukaryota, Fungi, Ascomycota, Eurotiomycetes, Eurotiales, Aspergillaceae.
AUGAAGUACAAUAUUCCAACUCUACUGGGGAUGUCCCAAAAUGGCAAGAUCCCCUUGGAGAGGUUCAGUAGCCCAGCACUGGAGAGUGCGUGUCUCCCCACCUCCAACGCUUGGAGUAAACAUCAGCGUACUGACCUUACUUCAUCUGGCCCAGACAAUCUGGUCCGCCUGCAAGCUCGAAGCACAAACCCCCUUUCAGAGCAGCCUGUCAAUCAACCAAGGACUAUACUUGACUCUCCAUGUCCAGAGGUGGCCAUUUCGGGCAUGCAGCCCUUACCUCAUCCCCCACCCCAUACUCCGCUACAGUCUUUUCGACCCAUCUUGAGCCAAAGCAGUGAUGGGUUCCAGCAGUUUGUGAAAGCUCAUUCCUCCCCGAAGCAUCAGCGCGUCACUGCUGGUGGCCGCAUUGUGCCGAUGGAGCCACAGAUUGCUGUCCCAGACUUUAACUUGCUACAAGUUGAUGAAACUGAGGGUAGAAAGGAUGAGCCAACUAGCACUGAAAACACCCCCACACAGGCAAUGCACACCAACUUUGCCGCUGGUGGUGAAUUGAAAACACCAUAUGUGACCCCUGUGGAUUUGUCAGGCAUUUCUCAGCAGGCAAAUGCUACUAAUGAUCAGUGUCAGCUCCAGCCCCCCGGAUACGACUCAGGAUACGCCCCGGUGUUCCCACCAGUAACCCCAAUUCCGGGUAUGUUCCUGCAGUCUCGGAUGCCUGUCCACCGAGCGGAGUAUCCAUCUCAGCCCUGUUACCAAGCAGUGUUCCCAGAACCUCACGUGUACGGGGUCGGAGCAUUUGGGGUCGACACUCCUAUUUGGUACCCCAACGCGAAUCCUGUGAUGAACGCACCAGGUCCUGCGACUCCUUUGCCUGCAGUCAUCCAGACAUACAACCCUGCCACAGCAGUCCCAGGUUAUAUCGCUGGUUAUCAUCAUCAGUCUUCCAUAGCGCCUUCAACACUCGGCCAGUACUCCCAAUAUCCAGCUCUUCUCGAUACACGCUAUGUGAGCUCGACAUCUCAGUGGAAUCCAGAUACACCGAAGACAGCCCAGCCCGUCACUCUGAGUCAAACCCCCGUACUUACCGGUCCUUCAAUCGCCGAAAUGCCCAGUCGCAAGUCUUUCGAGGAAGCCAGGAAGCGACAUGAUCUUCUUUCUGGGCAACUGUCUCGCCUGGACAGAUACACUGCCCUGCAUUCGUGGGAGAUUGACCCUGAAUCCAAGCAAUUAUUUGUGCAGCAGCGCAUGUCUCUGGUAAAAGAGUUAGACACGCUUCGCCUGUACAGGGAGCAGCUGGAUGCCAUAUAUGGGGUCUCAAAUCUGGGCAUGCCAAGCGACAGAAGAGAGAACGUCCCUGUUUACCAAACCCGACCGAAGUCAAAUAGACUGGGAAAGCUAGCAAUUAAUCGUGCUCCUGGAACCCUGCCCUUGUCUUCGUCUAGCUCACUGUCUGCUGGCCUAGGUUGGACCACCCCUGGACCUCUCAUCGUGCCCCCGAAUCAUCAAGCCCAUGUAUCUUCUGAACAGCCAUUCUUGAAGCAGAACAUGAAGGAUGUGAACAAUUUGGCUCACACUAUCGGGACGAGGAGUGUGCCGUCCGGGUGUGAAUCACUGACAGAAUCUAAUCUUCUCUACAACGAGCAAAUUCGUCAGGCUGAUUUUGCUCCUGUCAAACGGGCCCUGCGUGCGCAAACCACCAAAGCUUUCCCUGAUGGCCCCGGACGUGGAACAGCUCAACCAGACGGAACCUCGCGGCUUCAAAAGCUUUAUAAUAAGAUAGAAGCGGCCAGCACUCGGCGUGAACCAGUUGGCGGGCUACUUCGAGAACUAUCUGUCGUGACUGCCGGACUCAUCAACGACGGCAGCAAGAAGGAUGAUGGGGCAACACCACGAAUCUUUGGAAGACGUGCUCCUUUGACCUCUUUGACCGAGAGUACUGGCGCAGGGUUCCCAGCCAAGAAUAUCCCGAGUUAUGGCCCUGAAUCCCGUGACAUGCAGCAUAUCAGGAGAUUCUGGGAAUCAGAGCCCUCUCCCAAGAUUCCCAGCAAGAAACUCAGGGCCCCUUCUCCCGAAACGGAUGAUGAGAGUCAUAGCAGAGCCCCUUCGUCGCACACGACAGAUUCAUGGACCACGGUGCAUAAAAGCGAUCAGCGUUACUUCGGCAGGGAUUCACUCAGCGGCGAGAACCCCGGAAGACGCCUCGAUUCAAUCUGGAAAAGUGGGCCCGGGGAUCGCCUCCAUAACACUAACCUCAGCAGUGGCGCUAGCUGGAGUAAGAAAACUGGCACGAAGGUGAAGCCGGUCUCAAUGAUUCAGAGGCCAUCUGCCCCUAGAGGCUUUGUGGCUCCCUUCGAUGGGGCUGGUGACGUACCCGACAUAGGGAACAGGGAGCAGGCCCAAGGGCCGUGGUACCAGAAAAAAGAGCGUAUCAAGGCAAAUUAUGCAGUCGUGCGUGACUUCCUUAAGCGCAUUGAAACUGAGGAGGCGAACAUGGUUUAUGAGUAUCGGAUGGCCGGACCGGGAUCUUGGUGGUAG